UAACCCUAUGUUAUAUAUGAAAGUUGAGUAAAUCCUAAGAUUUCUCAUCACAUCUUUAAUUUUGUAUCUAUAUGAAAUGAUGGAUGUUCAGUAAAAGAAAAAGAAAGAAUAAAUUUCAAUGUCUUCUGGAAAGUAAAAAAAAAAGAAGUGUUAGACUUGACCUGGCGUGGGGGAGUGGGUAGCUUGGAAGGCUUAACUGAGGGAGGGAUGACUGAGUUAUGUUUGAACCUAAAGGGUGACUCUCAGUGGGAAAGGAGAGGAGGUCCAGAUGCAAAAGCAUGGAGGCAGGGAGAGCAGAGUGGGUUCUUGGAACUAAACACUGUGUAGAAUUUGGCUUCUGAAAGAGACAUAGUAGAGGAGAAAGCAGUAUAACGGAAAUACUGAGCUGGGGCCACACCUUCUUUUCUCACGCAGACUACUAGCUUGUGGAAGUGAAUGAGUCACAGAGGCUGAAGGACCAACUGCCAUUCUUUGAACACACCCAGAGAGGGGCAACGACAGACUAUGGGCAGCAUUGAACAAACGACCGAGAUCCUGUUGUGUCUCUCACCCGCUGAAGUUGCCAGUCUCAAGGAAGGAAUCAAUUUUGUUCGAAAUAAGAGCACUGGCAAGGAUUACAUCUUAUAUAAGAAUAAGAGCCACCUGCGAGCAUGCAAGAAUAUGUGCAAGCACCAAGGAGGCCUGUUCAUAAAAGACAUUGAGGAUUUAGAAGAAAGGUCUGUUAAAUGCACGAAACACAACUGGAAGUUGGAUGUGAGCACCAUGAAGUAUAUCAAUCCUCCAGACAGCUUCUGUCAAGAUGAACUGGUUGUGGAAAAGAAUGAAGAAAAUGGACUUUUGUUUCUAGAACUGAAUCCUCCUAAUCCCUGGGAUUCAGAGCCCAGAUCUCCUGAAGAUUUGGCUUUUGGGGAAGUGCAGAUAACAUACCUUACUCAUGCCUGCAUGUACCUCAAGCUGGGAGACAAGAGGAUGGUGUUUGACCCUUGGUUAAUGGGCCCUGCUUUUGCCCGAGGAUGGUGGUUACUACAUGAGCCUCCAUCUGAUUGGCUGGAGAGGCUGUGCCAGGCGGACCUAAUUUACAUCAGUCACAUGCACUCAGACCACCUGAGUUACCCCACACUGAAGAAGGUUGCUGGGAGAAGACCAGAUAUUCCCAUUUAUGUUGGAAACACGGAAAGACCUGUCUUUUGGAAUCUGCUUCAGAGUGGUGUCCAGUUGACUAAUAUCAACGUACUGCCAUUUGGAAUAUGGCAGCAGGUGGACAAAAAUCUUCGAUUCAUGAUCUUGAUGGAUGGCGUUCACCCUGAGAUGGACACCUGCAUUAUUGUGGAAUACAAAGGUCAUAAAAUACUCAAUACAGUGGAUUGCACCAGACCCAAUGGGGGAAGGCUACCUAUGAAGGUUGAUCUCAUGAUGAGUGAUUUCGCAGGAGGAGCAUCAGGCUUUCCGAUGACUUUCAGUGGUGGAAAAUUUACUGAGGAAUGGAAAGCCCAAUUCAUUAAAACUGAAAGGAAGAAACUCCUGAACUACAAGGCUCGGCUGGUGAAGGACCUACAACCCCGUAUUUAUUGCCCCUUUGCUGGAUAUUUUGUGGAAUCCCAUCCAUCAGACAAGUAUAUUAAGGAAACAAACACUAAAAAUGACCCAAAUGAACUCAACAAUCUUAUCAAGAAGAAUUCUGACGUAUUAACAUGGACCCCACGACCUGGAGCCACUCUUGAUCUGGGUAGGAUGCUGAAGGACCCAACAGACAGCAAAGGCAUCAUAGAGCCUCCAGAGGGGACUAAAAUUUACAAGGAUUCCUGGGACUUUGGACCAUAUUUGAAAAUCUUGAAUGCUGCUGUAGGAGAUGAAAUAUUUCAUCACUCAUCCUGGAUAAAAGAAUACUUCACUUGGGCUGGAUUUAAGAAUUAUAACCUGGUGGUCAGGAUGAUUGAGACAGAUGAGGACUUCAGCCCUUUUCCUGGAGGAUAUGACUAUUUGGUUGACUUUCUAGAUUUAUCCUUUCCAAAAGAAAGACCAAGCCGGGAACAUCCGUAUGAGGAAAUUCGGAGUCGGGUUGAUGUCAUCAGAUACGUGGUGAAGAAUGGUCUGCUCUGGGAUGACUUGUAUAUAGGGUUCCAAACCCGGCUUCAGCGGGAUCCUGACGUAUACCAUCAUCUGUUUUGGAACCAUUUUCAAAUAAAACUCCCCCUAACACCACCCGACUGGAAGUCCUUCCUGGUGUACUGUGGGCAGAAAGGACCUGAGAUUUCCCAGGGACACCAAGCAACAUGAAAAAUUCAAGUAUUUACUGAUGCUACAUCUUGAACACAGAAGCUUAUACCAAAGAGUCUAUGCCUUAUUACAUCAGCAAUGGAUAAUUACACGUUGUAUUUGUGAAAUGUUCACAUAUCUUAAAUUUCUUGGACCAUCACAUAGCCAGAUUAUUAAUAUUUUACUUGUUCCAUCCAUAAUUUUCUAUAAAAGAAUCAAUGAAUGCAAUAGGAACAAAUUCUCUAUGAAAGAUAACAGGAGACGUAAAUCCAAGCACAUAAGGAAUAGAAUAAGAGGAGAAGAGGUGUCCUAGAAGACAAUGAAGGAAAAGGAAGGGGAUGAGGGAGCAGAAGUUAGGUUAGAAGAAGAGAAGAAAGAAGAGAAAUAGAUAAAUUAGGGGCUAUAAGAAGAAAAUAGAGAAGAGAAAAAUGAAGAUGGAACUUAAAAAGCAGAAUGUAAAAAUAGACAUUUUGUUCCUUAAUAGAUUGAUUCCCCAAAACAGAGUCCAUGAAUAUAAUUAAGUAAGAAGGGUUCCUGAGCUGUUUCCAAUUUUUCAGAAAGCUUUGUUGAAAUCAUAUAUUUACCAAAACAAGGCUGCAGAGGCUACCCUAAAGUGUAACAUUUCAUUGGGACUGAAAUUAUUUUGAUUCAGUGACAAAAUCUGUUAUUUAAUGUAGAUCAUAAAUUCUAACAAAUAGCAGUAUCUUGGAAGAAAAAAUGUGAACACUAGCUAGUGAUAAAUGAGUUUUAUAGGCAAAAAUCUUUCAAAAUCGAUAGAAUAAUCAAUAAUGAAGAUCCAUAUCUUGAAAAAAUUAGAAAAUCCUCUUCUGAACAUUUGAAAACACUUAGCAAUGGUUAAAACAGGCAACUAAUUUAUCUGUUUCUGCUGUCUGUAGUUUUUGAUGAUAUUCCCAUGAUUAUCACAUUAUCCCUAGGAAUAUAUGAUUGUUAACUACGUUUCUAUUUUACACGUUGUUGCUUACAGUAACACAAACCCCUCAUUUAUCUGAACAUCAAAAUUGAUUUUGUGCUCAUGUAUACUACCUCUUUAAUUCUGAAGAUAAAGAAUCCAGUGGUGGAAUUUAUUUCCUUAAAUCUCUUGAUUAUCUGCUUCUCAUAACAAUGAACACCAAUGAUGUUUGUUGGCUCUGGUUCACUUUACACAUGAUGCAUAUAUUUUGUGACUUACACUAUAUAGUAAAUUAUUCUGUUAU
Messenger RNA from Hippopotamus amphibius kiboko, 3470 nucleotides. Its product is annotated as cytidine monophosphate-N-acetylneuraminic acid hydroxylase. The record is from RefSeq and is a predicted model, not a curated record. Lineage: Eukaryota; Metazoa; Chordata; Mammalia; Artiodactyla; Hippopotamidae. Gene Ontology annotation, molecular function: 2 iron, 2 sulfur cluster binding. The coding region runs from base 505 to 2277 and encodes 590 amino acids. The transcript is spliced from 15 exons.